UCCCCCGCCCUCCCCAACCCACGCCUGGGUGGGCCAAUCGCUGCUGCGCAUUCCAGGCGCUUUCUCAGGUUUCUGCUGAUCUUGCAGCGCCCAGAAAUGGACCGAGCGGACCUGCGGCCGCAAGCACCCUGCUCCACUCGCAGCCCCUAACCGCUCCGGCGCGCCGCGAAGCCCCGGCGAGGUCCAGGCGGGAGUGCGGGAAGCGGGGGAGACCCGAGCGCCAUGUAGAUCCAGGCUUUCGCUCGCCCGCCUCCUUCGGGAUCGAAUCAAGGGUUCUCAUAGUGUUAGGAGGGGGCGAGAGUGCUGUUUAUCGUCAUUUGCUUCAGAGCUUCGGGAGAGGGUGGCAUUUUGCUUUUCCGCCCGCAUCCUCCGGAACUCCCUGCACCAGAGAGAGAGGACGGCACCUCCAGGUUGCAGACGGCGGGUGCGAAUGGGGGUAGGGAGUGGACAUUUCCGCGGUGGCGGCUCGGUCGAACGAUUGUCCAGCUGAAGGGGCGUAGGACGAGUGGGCCAGGGCUGAGACUUUGCCCUGGCGCCUCUCGGAUGCUGCUGCGGCCGCGGCUCGCGCCGGGUACUGCAAAGGCGGCUGCCGCACUCGGACUCCGAAUCUCCGCGGACUCAGCACCGCCCUGCGCCAAGCCGGCCGGCCAGCGACCAUCGAUCGCCCUGGUGGGAGCUUAGAAGGCAGCAGGCGAAGAGGGGUAGGAGGGGGGAGAGCCGAGGAGAAGCACAGGGGGUGGCAGGCGAGGGGAUCUGCUGGCUCCGCACCACCGGUCCUAGGCGGGCUCACGGAGGGGAGGGGAGGCCAGGGUAACUCCGAAGCCAUGGCCUUGUCCGCUAGGACGGCACUGCGUUGAGGCACCUCGGAGCAGGAAGAAGUUCCAACUCCCUACCCCUAGCCCCAACCCUAGGCAAAAAGCUCUGUCCCGGGCUUCCGGCCAGGGGGAGCCCAAACUGAGUAACAGGCAGGGUGGAGGGGAAGGUAAUACCGAGCGAAGCCUCAGAUCUCGGGAUCGCCCCGCUUCGAAGCCCCUCCCCCUGAGCGUGGGGCAGCCGUGCACUCCGGUGGGGGGGGCGCUUGGGUCCCCCCCACCCCUCUUCCCUAGCUCCUCCCCACUCCCGGUCCACUCCUGGCCUCAUACCCCUGCACCUGGCUUCCAUCAUGACGGUGAUGUCUGGGGAGAACGUGGACGAGGCCUCGGCCGCCCCGGGCCACACGCAGGAGGGCAGCUACCCGCGGCCCGCCGACCACGAGGACCACGAAUGCUGCGAACGCGUGGUGAUCAACAUCUCGGGGCUGCGCUUCGAGACCCAGCUCAAGACCCUGGCGCAGUUCCCCAACACGCUGCUGGGCAACCCAAAGAAACGCAUGCGCUACUUCGACCCCCUGAGGAACGAGUACUUCUUCGACCGCAACCGGCCCAGCUUCGACGCCAUCCUCUACUACUACCAGUCGGGGGGCCGGCUGCGAAGGCCCGUCAACGUGCCCCUGGACAUGUUCUCCGAGGAGAUCAAAUUUUAUGAGCUGGGGGAGGAGGCCAUGGAGAAGUUCCGGGAGGACGAGGGCUUCAUCAAAGAAGAGGAGCGCCCCCUGCCCGAGAAGGAGUAUCAGCGCCAGGUGUGGCUGCUUUUCGAGUACCCCGAGAGCUCGGGACCCGCCAGGGUCAUCGCCAUCGUCUCGGUCAUGGUCAUUCUCAUCUCCAUCGUCAUCUUUUGCCUGGAGACGCUCCCCGAGCUGAAAGAUGACAAGGACUUCACGGGCACCCUCCACCGGAUUGAUAACACCACGGUCAUCUACACCUCCAACAUCUUCACCGAUCCCUUCUUCAUCGUGGAGACCCUGUGCAUCAUCUGGUUCUCCUUCGAGCUGGUGGUGCGCUUCUUCGCCUGCCCCAGCAAGACAGACUUCUUCAAAAACAUCAUGAACUUCAUCGACAUCGUGGCCAUCAUCCCCUACUUCAUCACCCUGGGCACUGAGAUAGCAGAGCAGGAAGGGAACCAGAAGGGUGAGCAGGCCACCUCGCUGGCCAUCCUCAGGGUCAUCCGUUUGGUCAGGGUUUUUAGAAUCUUCAAACUCUCCCGCCACUCCAAGGGCCUCCAAAUCCUGGGCCAGACCCUCAAAGCUAGCAUGAGGGAGUUAGGGCUGCUCAUUUUCUUCCUCUUCAUCGGGGUCAUACUAUUUUCUAGCGCAGUGUACUUUGCCGAGGCGGAAGAAGCUGAGUCGCACUUCUCCAGUAUCCCCGAUGCUUUCUGGUGGGCGGUGGUGUCCAUGACCACUGUGGGAUAUGGUGACAUGUACCCUGUGACAAUUGGAGGCAAGAUCGUGGGCUCCUUGUGCGCCAUUGCCGGUGUGCUGACAAUUGCCCUGCCUGUACCUGUCAUUGUGUCCAAUUUCAACUAUUUCUACCACCGAGAAACUGAGGGGGAAGAGCAGGCCCAGUUGCUCCACGUUAGCUCCCCUAAUUUAGCUUCUGACAGUGACCUCAGCCGACGCAGUUCCUCCACUAUCAGCAAAUCUGAGUACAUGGAGAUCGAAGAGGAUAUGAAUAAUAGCAUAGCCCACUAUAGACAGGCCAAUAUCAGAACUGGCAAUUGCACCACAGCUAACCAAAACUGUGUUAAUAAGAGCAAGCUACUGACCGAUGUGUAAAAAGCAAGCCAGCAAGACAGGCCCAUCUAGCAGUGGGAAAGACUUCAAAAAUUAAACAGAACCCCAGUGACCCUGGUCACACUUUGUAAAUACUAAAUAGGCUUGGAAUGCUCUAUUGAACUGUCAAUGCAUUGUUGCAUUGCCCAUUUUGUGGGUGGCAAAGCAGAAGCUUUCAAGAUACGUGAAAAGAGGAACUAUUUUUGUUUUAAUAUAAAAGGGGAAAAGAAAGUGUAUUUUCUAAACCUGAUUAAAAACAAAAUUCAGUUGAUGAGCUAGUCUAGGUAAAAUAAGAUUCCUAUGUGUCCCUAUACUGAAACCUUUUUAAUCCCGGGCUUCUUUAACUUUUUUUUUUUCUUUUAACUAAAAGUCAGAUGAUCACUUAGAAAUAUAAAAUUAAAAUUUGCAUGGGACUUCAAUUUAAAAUCUUUACUAACUGCACAGAACAUUUUAGACAGUGCAUCUGAUGUAUUAUAUAUGUCAUGAUAUACCAGCCAAAAAGGGAAAUGAACAGAUGUUUCUAUUUUGAUCAAUCAAAUCUCAAUAUUAGCAGGUUGGAAAAAAAAACAAAAAACAAAAAACACCCAAAUUACAAAUUACGUAAGGCUGGUUCACAAAGCACCUUCCAAAUCUGACACUGGUUUUGCUCUGUAGGGGUUUUCCCUCUACCCCCAAGACCCUUCUAAUCCAAAUUCUUCUCUAAGGAAAAGAUAAGCAAAUUAAGCUAAUUGAGUCAUCUGUAGUGCUGCUAAAUUUCUCAACUGCAGAUGAGCCAAACACAGGUCUUUUCUUACCUGCCCUGCACCCUGACUCCUGGCCUCCAGAACUGGAUGUAAAACUUUAGCCUCCUUUAUUGCAAGUGAGCAAAAAUGGAGUUAAAUGUAAGCAUGUUUGAAUCUGAUAUUUAUUUUAUAAUCGCAUGCUGAGAACGUUAACUCAGACAAUAGGGGAUAAGCUUACUUUGGAAUUGACUCUUCUAAAAAUAGAUCCUUUUCAUUUGCAUUCACCAAAAGUGCACUCCUUCAUUUAUUAACUAUUUUAUUAGUAAAUAAAGUACUGUAUUUAAGUGCAUAUGUUAGUCAGAUGGGAAAAAAAUAACCUUUUGGAGCUCAAAGCAUGUUCUCUUAUUCAGCAUUAUGGCCUAUUUGAUUAAGGUGUACCUUGAAUUAAUUAAUGCAUGAUUUCAGAAAAAAAAGAAUUUAAAAAGAAUAAAAAUUACAAGUUUGUGGGAUGAUAAGCCCAAAAGAAAUAAUGGGGGGGUGGGGGUGGGGGGCACUCAGUCAAUUUUCCUGCCUUUGCUCAGGGAAAUGUCAGGUUUACUGUGCAGGUGUAGUAGAGAAAGGACCACUAUGCCCAUCCCUUAAAGGGAAGCUUUACGGAAAACUAAGUAAGUCAUCAAGGUAUAUAUAGUAACUAACACCUAAGAACAAGUAUUCUUUUUAGCUGAAGAUAAACACAAGCAAAACAAACACACAAACAAACAAACAAAAAAAAAGGUGCAAUACUGCAUGUUUAUUGGUGCAUUCUUAGGAUGUUAAUGAAAUUGUUUAUCUAUUGUAUGCAUCCAAAGCAGAGCUGAUUUCUUUUUGCAGUCAUGAUUUGAGGUCUGUAGAGACUUCGGCCCUCCCCCUUGAGGCUCCCUGAAGAAACUCAACCAAUUGAUUUAAUAGUUGCUUAGUGCCUUUAUCCUGUACCCACAGCGAGCUGCAGAAAGUGCCUCCAUUAACACAGCUGAGAAGUUAUGUAAUAAAAGAGAGGAAGGGUUGGGGCACAGAUACUUUGCUUUUCCUUUUCCACCCUCCCCCCGUCUCGCUUCACCCUGUGAGAUCACACCUUCCCAAAGCCAGGAGAGAGCAAAGCCCCAGGAAGGUGCUGUCUUUCCAGCUUCCACCAGACUCGGUCCCUUUGCAGGAUGUAACCAGGGGCCCUGAGACCCAUCUUCAAUGUGGACACGAACUGUGAACUUGGUCUUAUCCUCUCCUCCACCAGAAGCCAAGAUAAACUUUUGGGGGAAUUUGUUUCCUCUCCAGGGCCACUCCAGACUUCAGGGCUUCCUCAGGUCCAGUGAGGGGGUCCUGCCAUGUUCCCUUGUUCCUCCUCUGCUAACAGCAGCGCUUUGCAAAUCUUGGAUCUUUACGACCAUCAUCAUGGACAUGAGAACACCCAGAUCAGAGGCUAUCCUAGGCCCUCCCUCCUGGCCCACUUCUUCAGAUCUUCCUGGAAGCUCUUAUAAACUUCCCACCCAGAGGUCAUUUGACAGGCUGAGCAUCUAACUGCUGUCGCCCUUCCUUUCCUGUGACCAGUCUGGAGAACAGCGGGGACCCUGGGCUAGGUUGAAAGAGAGCCCCAUAAUAUGGACAUUUGGGGCAAGCAGCUGUCCACCAGUAGAGAGGCACUCACAGCCUUUUUGAGGACACCAAGGCGGUGACCUUCAUUCUGCACUGAGCAUGCGGCCACCUGCUGCUGACCAUCUUCCAUUCCUGCCUUGCUUCUUCUGGAAAUCUGUUACUCCCAUCCCUUCUUCCACCCCCUCCUAGCACUCACAGUGAGGCAAUAAACCAAGAAACUCGAAUUAUACCCAGGCUGGCUUGACUCCCAAUUGCAAGAAAGAACAUGGCUAUUUUCUCCACCUGUGUGGCUUCUGUGACUCUGUAAGAUGAAUUGUAACACAUUGUGGAAGGUGAAGGUCACGGUUUGCACAGCAUUCGACCACAGGUCAUUCAACCUCCCCUGCGACGUUUCCUUCUCCUUUGAACUUUGACUCAUCCUGGUUAUUCCUCUCCUCCCUGCUUAAAAGUCCCCACUUGGGAAAAAAUACCAACCUCCCCCAAAUCUCUAGGAAUGUUUGGUCUUUUAUUUAGACUCUGAGGUCUAGGACACACAGAACUUGAAACGCUGCGCUCUGUCAACAGCAAUAAUCCACUUGGUACUGUGGGAUGGAUGGGUCAGAGGAUGAGAAAAUGGGACCAAGACUGAGCAGACUGACUCUGGCUAACUGGUAUACCUCUCAUAACAUCAAGCAGGGCGGGCUGGAUUCUUCUGCAUGUGUUACAGGAAAAAAUGCUGCAUGCAGGGAGCCUGUCAGCCUGGCACUGGGGAUGAGUUGUUGUUAUGGAUUUGGGUGGUAUGGGGAAAAUGAAUGCUGCUUAGCCAUCUGAGCUCAUUGCAACCAAGAAUGGAGUACAGGACUACCCAUGUAGCAUAGGCAUGCAGAGCUUGACGAAGUUCCUACCCUUGCACUGCAAUGUGCUGAAAUGUUUUUGUAGACCUGAAGGUGCACUUAACAAAACUGCCUAUUAAGGAAUGACUAUCUUUUGGUUGACUUACAUUUCUUUUAUUGGGCUUUUCACCUUCCAUCCCCUUCUGGGCCUUGAGCUCUCAUGGCUCCUGUCCUGUCCUUAAUACUUGUUUUCUCCAGAAGGAGAAGACUUUUGACAUGCUGAUAGCCAUAACUCAACUCUUCCAUGUGUUGGGGCCCUAGUUCAAUAGGGUGACAGUGGGAGGGUUGGGUCACACCAGGGCUGUUAGCCAUCCCAGAAUCUCUGAAGUGGUUAACUCACCUCAAGUAAUCUGAAUUAGAGAGACCAAAGACAUUCAUUUCCUCUGUCCUCAGAUUUCUAGAAGACAGAUUGCAGCCAGGAAAGAUUUUGUUUUUGUAUCUCCUCAUCCCCAUCUGUGCACAGCCCUCCCUUGCUCCCCUUGAGAGUUGAGUUCUGAGCAUCAGUUCAAACAGUUUUUUGGGAGCAUGUUAGUGUGUUAGCCUAGCACAGUCAAAUAAACUGGUAGCAAAUUGUUCCCCUGGAAUUUGUCUGGUGGACAGUCAUUUCUCUAACAGGAAAGGAUGUGGUAGGUUUUGACUCCACGCUGGUGGAACCAAAGCACAAGUGAUGGUAUAAGACUUGACUCAUUUGAGAAUUAAAAAUGAUACAUGUUAACGGUGAGGAAGGAUUCCUUGAAGUAGAAAUUGGGUUUAGUUCAUCAAGAGCCUUCUUCACACGUGUGUAGGUGCAGACUUUUCAAAUUAGUUAACAUCUGAAGAGUCAGGAAAAAUUGCUUUUUAAUUUAAUAAAGGAGACCUCAAAACACUUUUUUUUUUUAAAAAAAAAUCUUACAAUUGAGUUCUUUUGUUGGUAGAUUGGAUUGAACAAAAAGGAAAAAAAAAAAAAAGAAUAUCAGCAGAAGGCAAUUCCCCAUUUUCUUCCAGGAACGACUUAUUCCUGGGAGUGGUGAGAAUUGGUGGGUGGUAACCAUCCAUAGU
Condylura cristata (star-nosed mole) is the source of this 6905-nucleotide messenger RNA. RefSeq names its product potassium channel, voltage gated shaker related subfamily A, member 1 (gene KCNA1). Gene Ontology annotation, molecular function: protein binding; delayed rectifier potassium channel activity. Bases 1163 to 2650 code for a protein of 495 amino acids. NCBI's taxonomy places the organism in Eukaryota, Metazoa, Chordata, Mammalia, Eulipotyphla, Talpidae. Gene Ontology annotation, cellular component: neuronal cell body; voltage-gated potassium channel complex; dendrite. The transcript has 2 exons. Gene Ontology annotation, biological process: protein homooligomerization; potassium ion transmembrane transport. The record is from RefSeq and is a predicted model, not a curated record.